CACUUCCACCCAGUGUUCGCUCUAUUCACUAUGAUCAAAAUGCACGUACUAUUGCUUCUGCUGGUACAUAGGCCUGACCUGUGUCUAGGAUCAUGUCGCCCACUUUGUCAGCCAGCCCGGUCGGCACAUUCGGAUCACUCAUCUCGUUGGCAGCAUCCGACAUCGUGAUGUCGAUCAUCCUAGCUAGCGUAUUCUGGCGGCGUCGCUCCGUAUUUCCUACGGUCAACCGUGUUCUGCGUCUGGUCAUCCUGUACAGCAUGGAGACUGCCUUGAUCACAAGUGUAGGUGCAACGGCGGGCGUUGUAAUGUUUGCUGCGAUACCGAGUUUACCAGUGUUCACGGCCGUACUGUGGAUCCUCCCGAAUCUCAUCUUAAGCUCAUUGUUUGUGGCUCUGAAUGCCAGGCAGGGGCUCAGGGCCCAGAACGUCAUCAUCAUGUCGCCCAUUCAGCGCUCUCACGAGACUGAAGUUUCCUGCAUAUCGCAUUCCUGAGCCGGAAGGACCGCUUGUAGGAUGCGCUCUCCCCGAAGUCCGUAUUGAGCCAACGUCACCUCGAUCGUCAAUUUUUCCCGUUC
Messenger RNA from Rhodofomes roseus, 574 nucleotides. RefSeq lists its product as uncharacterized. Bases 93 to 491 code for a protein of 132 amino acids. The record is from RefSeq and is a predicted model, not a curated record. The transcript is spliced from 7 exons. Lineage: Eukaryota; Fungi; Basidiomycota; Agaricomycetes; Polyporales; Fomitopsidaceae.